Messenger RNA from Saccoglossus kowalevskii, 930 nucleotides. Its product is annotated as vacuolar ATPase assembly protein VMA22-like. NCBI's taxonomy places the organism in Eukaryota, Metazoa, Hemichordata, Enteropneusta, Harrimaniidae. The record is from RefSeq and is a predicted model, not a curated record. Gene Ontology annotation, biological process: vacuolar proton-transporting V-type ATPase complex assembly.
AAGCAGACAAAUAAGCGAUAAGCCAAACACAACUGGGGAAAGGAGUCGUGCAUGAAUUGUACUGCUAUGUUUUGAUCGUAUUUUUUUUGGUACCCUGACAAGAUGGAAGAUAUAUGCAAGCGCCUGGAUGAACUCGUUGUACAGUAUUUUAGUGCCUUGGAAAAACUUACGGACACAAGAGAGCAGUUACAGACGCUAAUGAAAGAGGGAUAUUUCAGAUUAUCUAAGGCCAGGUACUCCAUGGGGAAUAAAGCAGUUAGUUCGUUACAAUAUGAUGCAAACAAGAUGAAAGCACUAGCAACUAUUACUGUAAGCCAAGAUGAUGACAUUCCACGAUUUGAAGUAGUGCGAAAGAAAGCUGCCACGACCAGACGCAAAUCAUCUACCUCUGAAGAUGAACACCGUUCAAACAUCGGUACUUCUGAAGUAAGGAAACGGAAAGGAGGAGAUGAAGUAUCAGCAAUAAAGUUAAAAGAUAUGACCUUAGAUGAUGAUGAAGAAACCAUUGCUGAUCCACUUCGAUGGUUUGGGGUGCUAGUACCAGGCACACUAAGACAAGGUCAAAUGAGUUUCAUUGGAGCUGUUGAAGUAUCAGUAGAGCUGGUUAAUUUACAAAGUGAACUACUAACUAUACAACUUAAAUACAAAGAGUUACUCAUGAAGAAAAGGGAACUCAUGAAAAAGGGAGAAGCUGUAGAGAACACUAAUAGUGUAGAUCAAGAUGUGAAGUAAACAGAUUAUCCUGGAUAAUCUUAAACACUGGAAAUAACUACCAAGAUUAAUAUAGCAUAUAUUAAAUAUUAUAUAACAAUCACGAAAAGACACUAAGCUAAUUUGAAGCAAAUGCUGAUAUUUAUACAACAAUCUUGCUUGUGAGAUACAACUCAAAGUAUUAUAAAAGCAAGUGAAUAAAAGACUUGAAUAAAUGUA